UGUAAUCACUAACGAUAAUGGCAGACUUGGAUUCUCCCGCUGUGUCUCAGUCUAACUUGACGCAGAUGCUUAACGGGUGUCCUUAUCUGGAGUCUCUGCAACUUAAUAUCCGAGGUAUCCUAGUAGAUGCCACAGCUUUCCAGUCUGUUAGAUUCUCCUUGCCAGAAACUCUCAACGUUCUAAGGUUACAACCACUGCUUGAGUCUGAGGCCGUUCUUCCCAUGAACAGAUUCAAAGUCACUGGAACUUGUUUAUCUCAGGCUAAUUAUAGUGCCUUCCUUUCUCCUUCACCUUCUUUUACUUUGCAAAGCCUGUCUCUUGUGCUGGACUUGAUAUCUGACAAGCUAAUCAUAGCUAUCACAGGAACUCAAAAGUUUUCAGGGGGUAUAUAUUAUAAACGAUUUAAGGACAUCGUGAAAUUAAGCUAAUGAAAAUAGGAGAUGCUUCUGCCAUUGCUGAAAAUCAAAUGAACUCAGAAGUUGUGGCAAAUAUAAAAACAUUCAGGAGACUCUUCGGAUGGGCAGCGGUUGUUGAAAUUCUGUCCUGAUCCUGUUAUUGAAAUGAUUGACCCAUAUGCAGCUAAAAUGUUUUUGAUAUAGAUAUCUGAACUGGAUAGUUGGUCGUUUGGGGAUGUAUAGAAUGAAUCCUGUAUAGUAGUGGAUAAGUAUGUUUUCCUAAAAGGGGGAAAAUGUCUCGUUUAAAACAUUCAAAUACACACAGAAAUAAAAGUUUGAAAGAGACUCUUUAGCUUACCUUAGCAUGGUCAGGUGUUGUAUGAAUCCUAGGUUGUAUACAAAUUGUAUAUAGAUUGUUCUGCGGUCAUGAACUUGCUUCCCAUUGCACAAAAGAUC
This is a messenger RNA of Camelina sativa (false flax), 851 nucleotides long. The record is from RefSeq and is a predicted model, not a curated record. NCBI's taxonomy places the organism in Eukaryota, Viridiplantae, Streptophyta, Magnoliopsida, Brassicales, Brassicaceae.